This is a messenger RNA of Cheilinus undulatus (humphead wrasse), 3369 nucleotides long. RefSeq names its product protein phosphatase 1, regulatory subunit 12C (gene ppp1r12c). NCBI's taxonomy places the organism in Eukaryota, Metazoa, Chordata, Actinopteri, Labriformes, Labridae. Gene Ontology annotation, biological process: signal transduction. The record is from RefSeq and is a predicted model, not a curated record. Gene Ontology annotation, cellular component: cytoplasm. The transcript has 20 exons. Gene Ontology annotation, molecular function: protein kinase binding; phosphatase regulator activity; enzyme inhibitor activity. Bases 161 to 2278 code for a protein of 705 amino acids.
UGCGCGCGCUCCCGACGCCACCGAGCAGAAGCGGAGGAAACUUCCUCCACAUCCAGAGCAACAGCAAGAACCAGGAAGUGAAAGUGUACACAUGGAGGGUGUGUCUUUCCCUGCCAGCGAAUGUUUUAUUUUUAAAUUCCCCGUCCUCCUUGGAUAAAUCAUGGGGGACUCGGCGAGGAGCAAGCGGCGGGAGCAGCUGGAGCGCUGGGCCGAGUCCUGUACCAACAAAGCGUCGGCCGUGCCCAGGCGGAGGUGGAGGGGCGAUGCCGAGAACGGAGCAGGGGAUUCAGAGGACGCCGAGCUCAGUGACCCGCCCAGGGACCAGCCAGUGUCCGUGGACAGAGAUGAAUCCAGCCCCCUCCUCAAACGACGAAAAAGGGUGAGGUUCGACAGUGCUGCUGAGUUCCUGGCUGCUUGUGCCAGUGGGGACACUGAGGAGGCCCAGGUGAUGCUGAAGGAGGCCAAUGACACCAAAGUGAGGAACGGAGAAGAUGUGGUAGCAGAAAUUAUCAACUGUUCUAAUGCAGAUGGAAUCACUGCCCUCCACCAGGCCUGCAUAGAUGGCAGCUUGGAGAUGGUGACCUUCCUGGUAGAGCAUGGUGCCGAUGUGAACCAGGUUGACAGUGAGGGAUGGACGCCGCUGCACGUUGCUGCUUCCUGCGGCUACCCUGACAUUGCAGAAUUUCUCCUGCAGCAAGGUGCGUCUCUUUCUGCUGUGAACUGUGAUGGUGAUGUGCCUCUGGACAUUGCUCUGGAUGAGACCACCGAGUCCCUCAUUCAAGAUUAUACUUUGAGACAGGGUGUGGACUUGGAGGCAGCCAAGCGGCUUGAGGAGGAACAGAUCAUGACGGAUGCCCGUACCUGGCUCAAUGACGGUCCACCCACUGACAUAAAGCACCCAAGGACCGGGGCCACACCCCUGCACGUGGCUGCUGCCAAAGGGUACUUAGAGGCCCUCAAGAUAUUAUGUCAGUGUGGGCUGGAUGUGUCGGCUGAGGACUUUGAUGGCUGGACACCUCUCCAUGCAGCAGCACACUGGGGACAGGGGGAGGCCUGUCGGGUUUUGGCUGAACAUCUGUGCAACAUGGAGGCCCGCAGCAAUGCAGGUCAGACGCCCUUUGAUGUAGCCGAUGAAAGUGUUGAAGAGCUCCUGGAGGAAUUAUCCCAGAAGCAGGCCAAUUGGCGGAAUGAGCAGUCCAUAUCCGAGAGGCAAAACCCCCCAGGUUCAAACCCUGCAAAUCCUCAAAAACGGCGGAGGAGCUCAGUCUGCAGGAUGAGCAGUAAAGAAAAGAUGAAUGUGCAGGACCAGUCUAAAGAGAGGGGAGUUUCCGGAGGCCUUGAGCUGAAUGAGGAGAAAGACAGCAGUCCAGAAAGCUCCACUGUGUCCAGUCCAGACACUGAGAGUGUGACGACAUCUACAGUCAGCCCUGCUGACAAGACACCAGAGGAGAAAGAUGAGGUGGAGAAGGAGCAGGACAAAGCGAACCGUACAGCCAGAGUCCAACCCACUCCACAGACGAGGGAUGGUGUGGCUGAGAGCCCAAAUACCCCAAACACAGACAGGCGCAAAUUCCAGGCUCCAGUCAGAGAUGAAGAGUCUGAGUCUCAGAGGAAAGCUCGCUCUCGCAUGAUGCGCCAGUCUCGACGCUCCACUCAGGGUGUGACUCUGACAGAUCUGAAAGAAGCAGAAAAGACUGUGACUAAAGCUGCAGACCAUCGCAACAUCCAACCUGUCAGCCCCAUUGUUACUGUGACUCCUGCUGAAAGGGAUACAGACCCAGUGAAGCCUGCAGAGCCGGAGGGAGAAAAGCGCCUGGGAGUAAAGGACAGGAGGAGAGGGAGGAAGGAGAGACGCUCCACAGGCAUCAUUCAGCCAGGAGAGAAUGAAGAUGACGAUGCUCAGUGGGAGGAAACAGACAGUCACAGUACUGCCAACGAGAGUGAACUGGAAGACCCUACAGCCGGCUACAGAUCGCUGUACUUGAAGGUGCUGCAGGAGAACCUCUCUCUGAAGGACAAGCUGCAGGAGAUGGAGUUGUUGUUGAGUCAAAACAAAGUGGAACUGGAGCGACUACGACAGGUUGGGCAGAGUCAAGAAGGCAGCACAGAGAGGCCGGCUCUUCUGGAACUGGAGCGAUUUGAGAAGCUGAACCUCCAGAGGAAAGCUGUGGAGCUCGAGGAUGAGCUGAAGGUUCUGGGGGAUCUCAAAGCAGACAACCAGAGGCUCAAGGAUGAAAACGCCGCCCUCAUUCGGGUCAUCAGCAAACUUUCAAGAUGAACCGCUGAUUCAAAAAAAAGAAAACCCUACAUGGAGAUAAAAGUAUUCUAUUCUUGUUUUGCCCGACUCACACAUCACAGAGAGCGGGAGCCUUGAACACAGCACAUUCAGCAGUAACUGGAACAGUGUAAAGAUUUCAGGGUUAUUUGCCUGUUUGGGCCUUUAUGUUUUGGCAGAUCUACUGUAAAACAAGCUGAACUGCACCUCCUGUGGACUGACGGGGCAUUCCUGUUCACAUCCACUUUUUUAUUCAGUUUUUAUUGUUGUAUUUUUUUAACUGGAAUAUUUUAAUGUGCUUUGCUCCUCUGAUGCUUUGUAUAUAGAGUCUGUAUUGAGAGUCUUAAAGCCAUGCACAGUGCCAGCUAACGGGAAAUAUCUUUGAAUGACCUCUUAAGAGGUAGACUAAUGAUGCCAGUCAGGUUUAGCGGGUGGUUAUGGGAAAAAAGUUAAAUGUGCCAAAAACCAGCCCUAGUUUUGCAUGUCAUUCGGGGAUAGCUCAGUGGUCAGUGUUGUUUCUCAGGAUGAGUGAUGGCUUGAUGCUUUCUGCUCUGGCUGACUGCUGUAAAGGUGGACCAAAUUUGCAUGCUCACUCCUCCCUGCUCCUCUGAAUGUAUAUUUAUGAUGUAUAUUUAUGUACAGGGGUCGCCUGUCCCGACAGUGAUGUAAAGGUGUAAUCUUGGUUUCUGUUGUACAACACGACAUUGAGCAAUUUUUGGGUGCUAAUCGUGGACGUCUAGACAGAUUAAGAGGGAUUUAUACAGAACAUGUUACAUACACCAGAUCUUUGUUGAGGUUAAGGAGAAUGCAUGCUCUAUCUUUUAGUACUGUAAGUCAGUAGUUAUUUCACUUUGCUUUGUUGACUGGACACUUGUGAAAGCAAAGACCCUUAAGCUAAGUAUUCACCCUGUGACAGACGGACCAGAGGAGUCAUCUCUUGAAUGUUUACUCUAGUUUUAAAGAAAAAACCCUGCAUGUCAAAUUGUCUUUUGAUGCUGUGCCUUUCAAUAUACAUUUCUAUGUCAUAUUUCUAUUUUGCUUCAGUAAACACUGUAAAAUAUAAAAUACAUUAAGGGCAUAAAUUAUUAAGCCUG